Molecule: messenger RNA, 2343 nt
Organism: Desarmillaria tabescens
Lineage: Eukaryota; Fungi; Basidiomycota; Agaricomycetes; Agaricales; Physalacriaceae
Product: Sodium/hydrogen exchanger family-domain-containing protein
Exons: 9
Coding region: 1-2343 (780 amino acids)
Biological process (GO): regulation of membrane potential; proton export across plasma membrane; intracellular potassium ion homeostasis
Cellular component (GO): plasma membrane
Molecular function (GO): sodium:proton antiporter activity
Source: RefSeq, a predicted model, not a curated record
AUGGGCUUUUACCCUUUUGAAGUGACGAUACCACAUGUCAUUUAUUCAUGUCUCGGUGGGUUCAUUGUGCUGUUUGGCAUGUUUUCUUUGUUUCUCCGUGAAAGGCUGUAUAUUGGAGAAGCAUGUUGGGCCUUUUUGUUCGGUGUCAUUAUCGGUCCAUAUGGCGCCGGAAUAUUCGACCCCAGAUCCUGGGGAAGCGAAGAUUCGACGAAUACGGUUACUCUGGAAUUUACUAGGGUUGUCCUCGCAAUAGGUGUCUUUGCCAUAGGGGUGGAGUUGCCCAAAGCAUACAUGCGACGCCACUGGAAAAGUCUAUUCUUCCUUUUAGCACCCGUGAUGACAUGGGGUUGGUUCGUCUCCGCCGGUCUCAUUUACGCCCUAAUUCCAGGCCUCAAUUUUCUGUCUUCUCUUGCCAUAGCCGCCUGUCUCACGCCAACAGACCCCAUUCUCGCAGCCGCUGUCGUCGGUGGGAAAUAUGCCGAUAAGCACGUUCCCGCUCAUAUCCGACAUCUCUUGGCAGCAGAAAGUGGUUGCAAUGACGGUGCUGCCUUCCCCUUUCUCUACAUCGCCCUCUAUCUCGUCAUUGACGCCCCCAGCACUGGUAAAGCUAUCAAAGAUUGGUUCCUUCUCCUAUGGCUCUAUCAGGUCGUCCUUGGCGUAGUCAUUGGUUCCUGCCUCGGCUUCGGCUUCAGGCACCUAAUGAAAUUUUGCGAACGACACGAUCUGAUAGAUCGACAUUCCUAUGUUGCCCAGUAUGUCUCACUCGCCAUGUUCGCCACUGGGGUGACCACUCUUCUCGGCUCAGAUGACCUCUUGUCAGCAUUUGCCUGCGGCACCGCGUUCGCGUGGGAUGGCUUCUUCAACCGACAGACGGAGGAGUCUGUUUUUAGUUCCGUCAUCGACUUGCUCUUUAACAUUGCCGCGUUUGUCUUUGUAGGCGCAUGGAUGCCGUUUAAGGAUUUCUCUAAUGAAGAACUCACCCUCAGCGUGUGGCGCUUGAUCGUCAUUGCCAUUCUCGUCCUCCUUCUCAGAAGGUUACCGGUCAUGAUCGCGCUGUACAAGUGGAUUCCGGAUAUUAAGACGUUCCGCGAGGCUGUCUUUAGUGGACACUUUGGGCCCAUUGGAAUUGGUGCCGUAUUCAUAUCGACGCUUGCGGCGGAAGUCUUGCACAAUAAUCUAGGCGACAACCCUAGCCAUCAAAAUGAGCUGCUUGUCGACACCAUUCAGCCGAUUGUCGCAUUCAUGGUUCUGUGCUCUAUCACUAUCCACGGUCUCUCGAUUCCGUCCUUUUCUCUCGGUCGACGCGUGCAUUCCGUAUCACGGACAUGGUCCCGACACGCCUCGAUGCCCGAUUGGACGAACCAAGCACGGAUGGUGGAUAGACGGGAGGAUAUCGUUGUCAAUCGCGAUCAUGUCGAUGAAAUGGAACGGGGGGAAAUGUCGCCCGAGGAGAAGACAGAUGUGGAGAGCUCACCUAGCAGUGGCAGCGCGCCUGCAACGUUGUCACAGAAGGAAGUGGGGCAUGAGCAUGAGGUCGAGAGGGAGAAUGACGCCGUUCAAAAUGCCGAAGAGAAGGAGAAGAAAGAGGGCUCCUUGCAUAUGCCGGAAGGCGAGGAGCCUCCUGAUGGCCGGGAGACUCUUUCCGAGUGGCAAGAAGGACCAUACAGGAUCAUUGAACGGCGUGCUGGUCCCGGCGAGGAGGUUGAAGUCGAGGUUAUCAAGAAUGCUGGUCACGAGGAAGGAGAAGAAUCUCACAUUAUCCGCACUACGGGCCACCAUGACUCCGUCCGUCAUGAAGUCAGGGCUUUGCUCGAGCGGCUGGCAGAGGGACCUCCUAAGGUUGUUCACACCAUCGAGCAUGAAGUUGCCAAGGCUACGCGAAGGCUGUCUCCUAGUCCUCCACGAAAAGAUGGAGAGGAAGAGGAGGAGGGAUGGGCAUCGGAACAUAGUGACGCUGAGGGUGAGGCCUCGACAUCUGCUAUGGACCGGCGUAAACGGUCAAAAUCUCCACGAGUGAAGGCUCCAGUCAAGUCUGGAACGAAGAGGAGACGAGCCUCGAUACGACGAGGUCUGGCGGGGCACUUCAUGGCGCAGGAAGGCCGAGGGAGGGAGUCCUUAGCGAGUCCGCAACAUCUGAGGGUCAACAGCGUGAAGGCGAUGGAUUCGUCGAGGGAAGCGUCCCCGUCGCGGUCCAUCCGUUUCGUAGAUGAGGAGCAACAGCGUCAUAGUGGUGGAAGUGGGGCUAGCACACCGAGGAUGAAUGAAGAGGCUGAUUCGACGCGGAACAAGGUCACGUUUGGGGACCUGCCGCGACCGAGUAGUAGUGGAAAUGCGGGUGUAUGA